CUGUGCCCCACUGACGUCUCCGGGUGGGUGAGUCGGGGAAUUCCACCAUAUGAGGCGACCAGAGCCGUGCGCUGUGCCCGCCCUCCACCUCCUCCCCUCGGUGAGAUGUCUGGCGCUGCACGCCGCACACCCUUACUAGCUGACAGAGGAGCGAGUGCUGCUGGAGCUCCCGGCUCUCCGUCCCCCGCUCACCUCAGGUUCUUCCAGAAACUCUCCGCUUCUCCCCAUGUUCGGACCGGAUAAACUGGGGUUCGAAAUGGAUUUCGGCUUUAGGAAUACGGCUUCUCUGGGGGAGUUUAACCCCUUCAGUGCCAGCAUCCCAGCUACCAAAGUGGAGUUAACCAUUUCAUGCAGGAAUCUUUUGGACAGAGAUACAUUUUCCAAAUCCGAUCCAUUAUGUGUAUUGUAUACGCAAGGUAUUGGAAACAAGGAAUGGAGAGAGUUUGGCAGGACAGAAGUUAUCGACAACACGUUGAACCCAGACUUUGUAAAAAAAUUUAUAAUGGAUUACUUCUUUGAGGAAAGACAGAAUCUGCGAUUUGAUUUGUAUGAUGUUGACUCAAAGAGUCCCAAUUUAGCAAAGCAUGAUUUUCUUGGUCAGAUGUUUUGUACUUUGGGUGAAAUAGUUGGAUCUCAAGGAAGUAAACUUGAGAAGCCUGUAACAGGAAUUCCAGGAAAGAACUGUGGAACUAUCAUAGUUACUGCUGAAGAGCUGAACAACUGCCGGGAUGCUGUGUUAAUGCAGUUUUGUGCCAAUAAACUUGACAAGAAAGACUUUUUUGGAAAGUCUGAUCCUUUUUUAGUGUUUUACCGAAGCAAUGAAGAUGGAAGCUUCACAAUUUGCCACAAGACAGAAGUAGUAAAGAACACAUUAAACCCGGUGUGGCAGGCUUUCAAGAUUCCAGUUAGAGCUUUGUGCAAUGGGGAUUUUGACAGAACAAUUAAAGUGGAAGUCUAUGACUGGGAUAGAGAUGGAAGCCAUGAUUACAUUGGAGAAUUCUCAACAAGCUACAGAGAGUUGUCUAGAGGACAGUCACAGUUCAAUGUAUAUGAGGUAAUAAAUGCCAAGAAAAAAGGAAAAAAGAAAAAGUAUCUGAAUUCAGGAACUGUCACUUUGCUUUCCUUUCUAGUGGAAACAGAAGUUUCAUUCCUUGAUUAUAUUAAAGGAGGGACGCAAAUCAAUUUCACCGUUGCCAUAGACUUCACAGCAUCAAACGGAAACCCUGCACAGCCCACCUCUCUGCAUUACAUGAAUCCUUAUCAGCUGAAUGCAUAUGGCAUGGCACUAAAAGCAGUUGGAGAAAUUAUUCAGGAUUAUGACAGUGAUAAAAUGUUUCCCGCAUUAGGCUUUGGAGCAAAGUUGCCACCUGAUGGAAGAGUAUGUCAUGAAUUUGCUCUGAAUGGCAAUCCACAAAACCCAUACUGUCAUGGAAUUGAAGGUGUGAUGGAAGCAUAUUACAGAAGCUUGAAAAGUGUACAGCUAUAUGGACCUACAAAUUUCGCUCCUGUAAUUAAUCAUGUAGCAAGAUACGCUGCCUCAAUAAAAGAUGGCUCCCAGUACUUUAUUCUGCUGAUUAUUACAGAUGGAGUUAUUUCUGAUAUGGCUCAGACAAAGGAAGCAAUAGUCAAUGCUUCCAAGCUUCCAAUGUCCAUUAUUAUUGUAGGAGUGGGACCUGCAGAAUUUGAUGCAAUGGUAGAGUUGGAUGGUGAUGAAGUCCGGGUUUCAUCAAGAGGACGGUAUGCAGAAAGGGACAUUGUGCAGUUUGUACCUUUCCGUGACUACAUUGACAGAACCGGAAACCAUGUGCUGAGCAUGGCACGAUUAGCCAAGGAUGUCUUAGCUGAGAUUCCUGACCAGUUUCUCUUGUACAUGCGAUCUAGAGGAUUCAAGCCAUUUCCAGCUCCACCACCAUACACACCAACCGGGCACCUAUUACAGACUCAGAUCUGACUAAAGUACAGUUCUUCCAACUUAUUCUCGCAAGCUGCCUGGUCAGCUUCAAAGUAAGGUGCACUAAAACUGAACUUUUGACAGACCUGCUUGUGUAUUUGGAAAAGCAUCUGCUUUUUGGAUCUAGAGGAUUCUGUUUACAGACCAAAACUGUAAAUAUGAGUGCAAGAGAAAAUAGAAAGAUUUUAAUACUCGUCAGGAAAAAAACAAAAACUGUUUCCUAUCUGAGUCUUAUUUUUGUGAUCAUUCAUUUUUAUUCGAAUUUUGAACUGUUGGAGGAAGCACAAAUCACACUUUUAAUCCAAACCUUAUUGUUAUCCCUGGCUGAGAUCUACUUAUGUGGGAAUGCAAUUCCUUGGUGUAAAUGUUUACAUGUUACUAAUUUUUAACUUUAAGUACUUUUGUAAUUAUUCUUAAACAAAAAAGUUUGAAAUUGUAGGAAAUCCAGUGUCUUCUACCUGGCAAUAAAUAUAGCCACAAAAAGCAAUAUCCAUUUAAGAAUCUCUUACACAAACCAAGAAUUAAGCUCUGGCACAGUUUGUUUGUUUUUUAAAGAAGAAGUAAACCCUGAACUCUGGCACUUAUUACCAGUCAUCAGAUGAAACAUAGUUUAAAACACAACUCUUUUUUACACACAAAAAAAAAAAUCGGAAAUGUGAGAAUUUGGGGAAAACCAAAACAAAGUAUUCUCUAGAAAGAUAAUCUCAGAAACACUGCAUUGUCAGAUUAACAUAGACAAUGACAAGUGAUAAAAAAAAAAAA
Bufo bufo (common toad) is the source of this 2713-nucleotide messenger RNA. RefSeq names its product copine 8 (gene CPNE8). Gene Ontology annotation, biological process: cellular response to calcium ion. Gene Ontology annotation, cellular component: plasma membrane. The coding region runs from base 227 to 1951 and encodes 574 amino acids. The transcript is spliced from 20 exons. Lineage: Eukaryota; Metazoa; Chordata; Amphibia; Anura; Bufonidae. The record is from RefSeq and is a predicted model, not a curated record. Gene Ontology annotation, molecular function: calcium-dependent phospholipid binding.